Molecule: messenger RNA, 1810 nt
Organism: Salarias fasciatus (jewelled blenny)
Lineage: Eukaryota; Metazoa; Chordata; Actinopteri; Blenniiformes; Blenniidae
Product: fibroblast growth factor 2-like
Exons: 3
Coding region: 311-778 (155 amino acids)
Molecular function (GO): growth factor activity
Source: RefSeq, a predicted model, not a curated record
CAGAAGGGAAAGCCUUCCUCGCAGAUCUAAGCCAGCUGCCCUGCUCCAAACACUCCAGUGCAAGACGGGAGGGAGAGACGGAGGGAACCUGCAUGCAUCCCCCCCACCGAGCGGCCGCCAGCGCCACAGACAGCGGCCCGCCGCCCGCCCGCCACGGGCUUCAUCCGCCGGUAGCCGGGAGUCCUAGAGCCUGAAGGGAAGGUGGGGGCGAGCAGACACACUGACAUCUGAGGUGAAGCAGAGUCCGGGGGGAGGCGGAGGCCUCGCCGGGGCUCCGAGGAGGCCGCCAGGAAGAGGCACGGAGCGGGAGAUGGCUACUGGAGGAAUCACAACACUGCCCUCCACACCUGAAGACGGGGCCAGCGGAGGGUUCCCCCCCGGAACCUUCAAGGACCCCAAGAGACUGUACUGUAAGAACGGGGGCUUCUUCCUGAGGAUCAGGGCCGACGGGGGAGUGGACGGCAUCCGGGAGAAGACCGACCCCCACAUCAAGCUUCAGCUGCAGGCGACCUCUGUGGGCGAGGUGGUCAUCAAGGGCAUCAGCGCCAACCGGUAUCUGGCCAUGAACCGAGACGGACGGCUGUUUGGAGCGAGACGAGCCACAGACGAGUGUCACUUCUUAGAGCGACUGGAGAGCAACAACUACAACACGUACCGGUCCAGGAAGUACCCCAACAUGUACGUGGCCCUGAAGCGGACCGGGCAGUACAAGUCUGGAAACAAGACCGGACCGGGUCAGAAGGCCAUCCUCUUCCUCCCCAUGUCUGCCAAAAGCUAAAGCCCCAGAGACGGAGACCAAAACCAGGAGGGAAACCCAGAACCAGAAGCUGCUGCCCCAGACCACCAAACCAGAACCUGAACCUGAUUCCCCAGACCAGCAAACUAGAACCCAGAACUGCAGUGUGUUGCCUCAGAGCUCUAAACCUGAACCCAGCCCCAGAAUGAGACCCUGAUUCCCCAGACCACCAAACUACAGCCCCUGUCCCAGUCCCAGAACCUGGUUCUCCAGAGCUCUAAACCAGAACCCAGCCCCAGAACCAGAACCCUGUCCCAGAACUCUAAACCUGGAUGUUGGGAGAGAAACUCUUCUACGGCUUGUGUUGUUACAGUGUUUGAACCAGAAGCCUUCUGCUCGGACCUGAACCGGGUCUCGGAGUGUCCAGUACCGUCCACAGGUUGAACACAGUGUGAGGAGACAAUCCUGACCCAGCAGAAGACCGUGAUCCUCCUCAGACGAGAGAAACCAGGAGGAUAGAGGAACCAUCCCAUCGAACAGGAAACCUCGGCUUCAAGUCGACUUCACAUCUUCACAGCAAAACAGUAAAACCAGCGAGCAGUUAAAAACCAGCUGAGACUCUGCAACACCUCAUCUCUCCUGCUGAAUGCAACCUACACACACACACACACACACACACACACACGGAAAGCAACAGUCAGCCAUGCAAAAGGGAGAAUAAAUUUGAAGAUAAUUCUUGUUACUUAUGAAGUCGGUAGAAGGGAAAGUGAAGAGUUUGACUAGUUUUCCUCUCGUGGAGGUGAACCGGUCUCAAUCCUUCCUCCCUUCACAGAAUCAGAGUUUCAGCGGGAACCCAAACCCAGAAGUGUUUUGAGAUCGUUGAGCUGAAUGUUCACACUGACCAGUCCUUUUAAUGAAUGAGAUGAGUACUAAAGAAUCGUCCUCCAGAUGCUGAGAAUCCUCAGCGUCCUGAGAGCAGAACUGGAAGACCUGCAGGACGUUGUUCCAUUCACCGCAGUGACCAGUCAUCUGAACGAGGAGAAGGCGGGUGGAGGUGACGGAGCAGCUCAGUGC